Molecule: messenger RNA, 285 nt
Organism: Coniophora puteana RWD-64-598 SS2
Lineage: Eukaryota; Fungi; Basidiomycota; Agaricomycetes; Boletales; Coniophoraceae
Exons: 1
Coding region: 1-285 (94 amino acids)
Source: RefSeq, a predicted model, not a curated record
AUGUGUUUCAUAUACCCAUCAACCAAUAUUCCCUCCCUCAGAUUGACAUCAUCUCAUGUAGUAUUUUUGUCUGGGCUUGAACCUGUACUUUACAACUGCUGCAUUAAUUCAUGUUGCUGUUACCUUGGCCCAAAUGCAGACCUAGAGUGUUGUCUCCACUAUGAUGCAUCUCAGUUUUGCCCAUCCAGCUGCAUUGCCCACCAAAAGUUCUUCUACAUCCCUACAAUCCCUUAUCUUGUCCCAUUCUACAAGAACCCAGAGAUGCAUGCCAAAAUGCAGUACUGA